AUGGCCUCCCUGCCAACGAUUCUCCCAGCUCGAGCCGUACUGUGCCGUGAUUGUUUGAGUCUGAGCCUGGGUCUUAAGGCGAUUUCAAGAUCGAGGUCAAGACCCUCGUCGCCGCUACAUUCCCAAACAAGAUGGAUUGGCGACAAAUAUCUCAAGAAGCAACAAGAUGCCGAGGAGGCCUGGGCGGCCCAGGCCAAGAAAAUAGAGGCCGGGACGGUAAAGCACCUUUUUGACGAGCUGCAGGAUAGGGGUUUCGUCAAAGACGUUGUAGGCACCAAGGAGCUUAUACGCGAGACGAUGACGCAAAAACGAGUCGCUGCAUACGCGGGAGUGGACCCUACAGCCAGCUCACUCCAUCUCGGCCAUCUCUUACCGUUCAUGCCAUUGUUCUGGAUGUACAUGCACGGAUAUGGCGCCUUCACUCUCGUCGGAGGCUCGACCGCCCGAAUAGGAGAUCCCACCGGCAGGACUGACAGCCGUCCGCAAUUGGAGAGAAAAGACCUGGUCCAGAACCUUACCGUCAUCCACUACCAACUUGUCACGAUCUGGAAGCAUGUUGAAAUGGCCUCCCAGAGGUUUGGAUUCGAGAAAGAGUGGGCUUGGAAGCGUGGCAUUGUCAACAACAGUGCCUGGUGGGGCAAGCUCCCGAUGCUAGACGUAGUGAGACGCUUAGGAACCCAGAUGAGGAUGGGACCUUUGCUGUCGCGCGAUAACGUCAAGAAUCGGCUACAAGACGGCUCAGGCAUGUCCUUCGCCGAAUUCUGCUACCCAAUGAUGCAAGCGUGGGACUGGUACGAGCUGCUUAAGCAGCACCGUGUCCAGAUGCAGAUCGGAGGCUCAGACCAGUACGGCAACAUCCUCACAGGUGCCACUUGCGUCAAAGCAUGCGUUGAGAACGAGCCCAACCCGGUUGAAAAGCUUCCCAACGGCGAAUUCGAUCAGCCCGUUGGAUUCACAGUACCCCUCCUGACUGAUUCCUCAGGAGCCAAAUUUGGCAAAAGCGCUGGCAAUGCUCUCUGGCUCGACCCGUUCAAGACCACACCAUACGACCUCUAUGGCUACUUGGUGAGGCGCCGAGACGACGAGGUGGAAAUGCUUCUGAAGCUUUUUACAUUCCACCCUCUCAGCAGAAUUUCGGAGGUUAUGGAGGAGCACCAACUCGACCCACCCAAGCGAGUCGCCCAACAUCUGUUGGCUUACGAGGUCCUCUGGCUGGUUCAUGGACACAAAGUCGCCGCGGAGACACAGGCGCAACAUCAAGCUGUUUACGGCGGCAGAGCAUCAUCGCCACAUUCCUCGGGGGUGCCUCAGGAUUCCACACAGUACAUGGCUGAUCCCGUACAGACAAACCAUAGCAACAGGCCACGGAUAGACGUGAAGUUGCCCAGGCGCGUCCUGAGCCUCACGCUUCCGCGCAUCGUCUACGCAGCGAGUUUUGCCCUGAGUAUAUCCGACGCUGACAGGAUCAUCAAGAAUGGGGGCAUGUAUAUCGGCGGCUCUCCAGGGCAGAAGGGUCACAGCAACGUGGGCAUGAGUCAAGGCCAAUUGCAAUUCACUCCCGCCAAGACGUGGGACCUUGAGACCAAUAAGAGGUUCCUCAUCGACGAUAAGGUCCUUCUGCUACGCAAGGGCAAACACAACAUCCGUUGCAUCGAAUUUGUAUCGGACGAGGAGUGGGACAAAUCGGGACUGGAAUAUCCUGGGCAGCCCAAGACGGGCGAGUUCCGUAAAGCUAUGCAACGACUCAACAAGAUGGCCAAGUCGAAGCAAGGCGCCGAGCCCGUGAACAGCGAUGCUGCUGCAGGUGAGCCACACCAGACAAAUCCUUCGAGCAGGCCACGAGUUUUCAUACCAACUUCACGACCCCAGCUCCAGAUACUUGAACGGAAGAUGAAGAAGAUGUCAGACGGACGGAGGAGCGGUCAGGUUGAGUCGCAGGCAAGGGACAGAGGGUCGAGCGAUGAGUUUGAGUGGUAA
Molecule: messenger RNA, 1977 nt
Organism: Diaporthe amygdali
Lineage: Eukaryota; Fungi; Ascomycota; Sordariomycetes; Diaporthales; Diaporthaceae
Product: tyrosine--trna ligase mitochondrial
Exons: 2
Coding region: 1-1977 (658 amino acids)
Biological process (GO): tyrosyl-tRNA aminoacylation
Cellular component (GO): cytosol; mitochondrion
Molecular function (GO): ATP binding; tyrosine-tRNA ligase activity; RNA binding
Source: RefSeq, a predicted model, not a curated record